This is a messenger RNA of Chelonus insularis, 1164 nucleotides long. RefSeq lists its product as uncharacterized. Bases 1 to 1164 code for a protein of 387 amino acids. Lineage: Eukaryota; Metazoa; Arthropoda; Insecta; Hymenoptera; Braconidae. The record is from RefSeq and is a predicted model, not a curated record. The transcript has a single exon.
AUGCAGGGAAGAAAGUGUUGUCUUCAUUGUCCAGGCACUUGGGUUGCUUCUCAAGAACGACAAGAACACGAUUGUAAUCUUCCCACUUAUAUUAAAGGUAAUCUAAAAUUAACUUCACUGAAAAAGUACGUUCCGGGUGAAGAAGAACGAGCUGAAAGACUUCGAAGAAGUCCAGAAAAACCAAUACCACACCGUCCAUGUUCUGUUUAUGACAGAUUUGCAAUUGCUAAAAAAUUCCAUGCAGAAAAUCUUCAACAUCAACCACUGCCAGAUAAGGUUGACGAUUCAGUUUUUAAAAAUGUUAGAUAUGAACAAAGAAAACUUGAUGAAAAUUGUGUAAGUGAUAAAAAACUCAAUGAAACUCGCACUGGUCCAUCUGCAUUUAAAUCUCGCCAUAAAGUCAAAGCAGGUCUCCAAUAUGCUCCUGCACUUGGUUGUAAAACUCCUACUACUAAUAUGGACCUUGCUAUAUGUUGGGAAGCACCAGUAGAUCCUUGUUAUGAGCCCCCUUGGCCUACUCACAUUGAUGGUUCUGAUGGUGGUCCAGCUCCAGCUAUUUUUACUUUGGUUCAGCAUGAAAAUGGUGAUGAGUUAACUUAUAAAUCACCUGUGAAAAGAUUUGAAGCUAAGUUUUGUAAUGUCAAAAGUCGAUGUAAAUGUAAUACCAUGGGAGAUUAUAAUUGUAAUCAAGAGAACAAUCAAGCUACCUGUAUUUGCUCCGAAAAACAAAACGAAGUUAGGGAAAAUAAUAAUAACUGUAACGAUGCAAAUGAUCUUUGUAACAAUUUAGAUGCUGUUCAUAUUUCUGAGUAUGCACAUAAAAUAUAUAAACCUGGUAAAAAUAAUCCUCAUAGAAGACAGCCAAUUCAUUUAAGAAACUGUUCUCCUUGUCAAUGCAAGGGAGAAAGAAAUAGAAGACCUCGAUCACGAUCAUUGCAUUCGGCUCCUGUCGUGUAUCAAGGCACGAAAAAUGUCAAAAGAAAUGGUUUGUCAACUAAAUUCACCAUUCCAAGACCUAGGACUCCUUAUGCUAGAAGAGAAUUCUGCAUUGAUACGCUUACUCCACCUUUUAGUAUAGUUCAAGGCUGUCGAGAUGCUGAUUAUCCUGAACAUUGGAGGCUUACUUCCGUUUAUCAACAAUCAUACAAAAAUCCUAGAAAAUAA